Molecule: messenger RNA, 15828 nt
Organism: Amoebophrya sp. A120
Lineage: Eukaryota; Dinophyceae; Syndiniales; Amoebophryaceae
Source: the annotation of a GenBank genome assembly
AAGAUCGUCAGGACAUCCUAGGGGACGUUGUUUGUUCUGAGAGUUAUGCGACUAUAUUACUACUUCGAUUUCCUUUUAUUUUAAAAACAAUUUUGCAUUUUUCUUGUUGCUAUCGGUAUCGUGCGUCAGCGGCAGAACAAGCCUACUACGUGCUACUUGUCUAUAAAAAAACAAUAUCCACUUUGAGAAGUGCAGCUUCCCAACGCAACGGCGUCAUCAACGACAACGCAGAAGGAAGCGGAGUUCCCUUCCUAUGGUUCCCCUCCCCGUCGUAGCCGCGUCCAGCGAAGUCGACGUGGGCGAUUACUCGGCAAUGAUCUCCUAUCAUGGAGGUGUCUGGUUCGAAAUCGUCGAAGUUGAAAUAGUAAUAGUUUGUGGUCAUGCAUAAAAUGCAACGCAAAAAUUGCCUUGUCUAGUGCAGAAGACGCAGUGGAGGCAGAUCUUAGUGCUGGUAAGGGUUGAUAAUUAGGCUGCUGACUAGCAUGACAGAGGGGAGCCCGCCCUGUGCCCUAAACAGCGCGACAAAGUGGCUUCCGGCACGGAAAAGAAUGGUCAUGCGCCGACUAGAAACUGUGGGUCCGAUUGGUAUCGACUUCAUAAUUAUGCGUUACAGGUUAUUUCAACUUUGUCCAUUUCAAUCCUGACACUCCCAUAUCUACUCCAGUCGUGGAAGCGGAAGAGAAAUAGCGAGCGAGGAGGACAAGGAUCUUUGCGUUUGUGCACCCGAGAUGAAUCAAGCGUGCGUGAAGGAGGAGCGCCUCUACGUCAGGGAGGAGAACCAGGAGGCUCUUGCUCUUGGUCUUGAUGCGAUGAAAGACGCAGAAAUAAAUGACUCUUCUGAGAGCACACUUCUUAUCGAAGACACAGGAGAUCAUGCUCAUGGAAACACCGGAGACGUGGCGGAUGAGGUAGAAGAUGUUGUUGCAAAAGGAUUCACAAUAUCGGCCCUGACUGCGUUAAGCGGAGAUCCCCCGGUGGAGCCGGGCUACAUUGGGACCACGUCGGCCCAGGAGAAGAACACAAGCACGAAGAACUACAAAAAGGGCCGGCGCAAGAAGGCGAAGAUGCAUGUCCAUGUCGUGGGCACCUGCAGCAGCGACGGCGUUCGUGAUUAUAUCCUGUGCAGAAACUUUUACGAUGUCCCCAGCACCAGCCCAGGCUUGUUACGUCGAAAAUCAAGCAUGACGAUGAUGAUGAUGAUGAUGAUGAUGAUGAUGAUGAUGCGAAGGCCGGACGGCUCCGGCGGAGUCGGGACUUUUUUUGGCGAUGAGAUUUUGACCGUUUCACUUUCUUGAUGGUGGAGUUGUGCUAGAAGCAGUAGACAACUCUGUCAUGAUGAUUUUAUACAGUCCUGCAUCAAAAAGAAGAAACAAAAGAAAAAGGUCGUCCCUGCGCACAAGCGCUAGUAGCCACAGAAGAUGUUGUGGAUUGAUAGAUUAUCAACAAGAUGUAGUUGAUGCGUAAGUCACUGUAUCAUAAAAUAAAGAUCAAAAUGAAAGCGCGCGCGCCAGAACUACUAGAGGAGUAAGUUGUAAUUGUGGGCGGGGCGGAAGAGUAGAAGAUUUGCACAGGAGCCGGAUCAUACCCGGCACAGCCGAAGAGGCGGAAGAUUCAUCCACAUCCCAGCAAAGGAUGGAUUACAAGAAGAAGAAGCAGCCCAAGAAGAAAAACAAAAACGACCGAGCUGCAACUGAGGAUAAAGAAGAUGAUCACCGAAGACCAGCACCGCAAAAGUACAGCAGGACGUGCUGCGGCGCCAAGAAUGACGAUGUUGACACACAGAAGGUGAAAGACUGCUGCUGCCAAUUUCUGACUAUCUUCCUCAUCAUCUGUUGGGUGGUGGGGGUAGUGUGCCAAAUUGUGGGACUCGUUUUGCAGAUCAAGAACGAUGAGGAAAGCUCAACAACGAGUGCAAGAACUCCCAGCGGAGGAACCACGGUCCUUGCUCCUGGUGGCAGCAGCGGAACUACGAAUGCCGCAGCUCAUGCGCGACUGACUGUCCCCCUAACGCAAAUCGAUGCCGACAGGUACUAUGCCGACAGCACGCAUGGAGCCGAAAACCGGCACAGUGGCACUCUCGUCAGCCAGAUCGCGAAAAAUUUGCGGCAUGGGAAAGGUAUCGGCGGCGAGAGGUUCCGCGUCGAUGCGCUGAUUUUCCUGGUGGGGGAUGGGUUUCUCGACAAUAGUGGGUAUCUAGGACGAAGUGAUUAUUAUAGAAGCAGUGCUGCAAGUGCAAGUGCAUCAAGUAUACAAGUACGAGGGCCAUCGUCAUCGAUGAAACAAAGCACGACCACGGCGCUCGGAGAGACCUAUGGCCUGUUCAUGGAGUACCAGCUGCCUGAUAUUGCGUACUAUGCAGAUGCAAUACAAAUUUACCCAUUGAUGAUACAUCUGGUGCAAAAUCAUGCACCGUCACAUCAAAUUUCGUCAAUUUAUUUAAGUGCAGCACUUGUCAUGCUAAAGCUAAACCAGUAUGGAAGCUGAGUUUUGUCAUGCAGAGAUCGCAUUUGUACACGUAUGGGAAAUUUACUGUGGAUACGUACUGGAUCAACUUCUUCCUGCUGGACGACGAGGUUCCCACUAGAUCUGCACCCGGUCGAGGCGACACUGUAUGGAAGUAGUGCCAGGUUUAAAAUUCACAAAAGUGAAACAUGUUGUAAUGCACAAAAUUAUUCCAAGACCAAGCCGCGCCACCAGUCUCUUAGGCUGCCAAUUUUACUUUCUAAGCGACGCAUGGCAAAUUUUGGAAGCACCGAAAUCCAAUGAGCCAGGCUGUUUCGCGGGGAAAGAAGACGCCGUCUGUCGUACUACUUUUAGCAGCUCUAUCUCCAAGAGCCCCGAUCCCGAAGAGGCUUGCAAUCGCUCUCAUUCACGUGUCUUGCUAUGCAGGCAGUUCGUGUAUGAGCAAAAGCAUGGCAAUAUUUUAUGCAUUUUUUGCAACUUUCUUUGUCGAUUUCAGUUCUGACGCUUCCAUCGGCUGCGAAAGUGGGCACGAAGCAGGUCGUGAUGGCAGCGGAGGCCGGGAGUUCUUUACAAGACCGAAUUUAUUUUAUGGAAGGAGGCACAUCAGUUCACCAAAGUCGGAGCAGCUCAGCGGCGGGCUUUUUGUCUGCAGCUGCCAGGGCUGGUGAUACAUCUCAGGACGCAGCUUCCAGCUCUACCAGAAAGCUCACGUCGAAAGUGAAAAACGACGUUGCUGUGCGCCAAAAUAUACAAAGGGGCGACGCUAUCGUCUUGCACCUCGGUUGGAGCGAAUUGGUGUAUCCUGACAUCUUGAAAACGUUCAUCAGCAGGCAUUUCCCCGAACUGGACGAGGAACAGAGUCGUGCUGGAGCUGCUGACCAGCAGGACGCUUUGAAGCGCAAAAUCUUGCAAACGUCAUUGACCUGGCCGGAAAAGUUGGAAGAGCUUUAUAGAGAAUUGAUGCAAAGACACUUGCGGAAAUACCUGAAGUUUUUGACGGGUCAAGCCUGUAGCUGUACUAGCGAGGAGCCACAAGAAGAACUCGGCGAGCGGAAGACGAACGGCCAAGGUCGAGGAGCUCCGAGCGUAGCACAGAUCAUGGGUCAGCAGCUUGCGGAAGUAGAACAGAUACAGAAUCAUAGCCGAGAGCUCGUCCCCGCUGCAGGGGGCAAGAACGCAAGGAUCACGAUCCACCUACUCGCACUCGCGCUCGGACCACCCGAGGGACCCUUCUUCAAAUCGGUCCUACGCCGUGCUUUCUCCAAGGAUGCGAACAAAAACAAAAGCGUUGACAUUGACCUAGCAACAAUUUUGUCAGAGGACCACUGGGCGCGAAUGGUGACGCUUUUCCGAGCCAAAGCAGGGACAGAGCGCAGCGACUUUCUCCGGGGAUUGAAUUUAGUAGCGGCACCUCGUGGCCACGCUUCUGGUCUUGCAGCUGCUGGUAGAAGUGCUAGCGCGGAUCAUGACACAGAAGAUUCCAUGCUGGACGAAGGUUGUGUUGUUGUGAAAAUACGGGAAAUCAGUCGACGCAAAGUGCUAGGCAUAUAAAAUGCAAAUGUGUUUGGGCGGUCCGGAAAAGUGGAUGAACUUGUGAUGCUGCAUUUGGAUUCCAAAAAAAAUCUGUAUUGCAUGAGCAGCAAAGGGAAUGCUAUUUUUGCUACGCGGGGAGGGCGGAAUAGGCAUCAAGAAGCCCUCAAAAAAUCUGUGAUGCUAGGGCAUGCAUCACAGAGGACAUGAUGGCUCGUGCAAAACGUGCGUGACAAGUCUCAGAAUCUUGCUCCAGACCGAGACAUAUUUGCAAUUCAUAAGGCAAGCGGCGAAACAACCACGCAGCUCCACCCGGCGUCGGCAGCUCUUCUUCAAUGCAACUCCAUGCUCUCGAUCACGUGCAUUUGAACGAAGCAGGCUCACGGGUUUUGGGCGAGGCUUUAGCCAAGAGGUUAAUAAAGUAUAACGUGCUCAAAAAUUAAAUCUUAUUUAUUUUCAAAAACGGUAUGCUGCUUAUCGAUUUAACAUUAAAAUAGGUAUGUUAAUAUGCAUGCUAUAGCUAGUUAAUUAGCUAGUAGGAUCGACCCUUGUGGAUGUGUGUCGUAACGCGGGAGCGACUGCAUGACGAUGCUGGGAAGAAGGCCAUUUUUUGUCAUGAAAUUGCAUGUGCUGUUGCUAAGUCUGUAUGCGAUGCUACUUCUCCUGUAGGUCCUGCAGCUGGUCGGUUAUGAAUUGAUUUGAUACACCAAAAAAACAAUGUCACGAAGUCGGUCUAUGGAGAGGAAAGAUUAUUUCGGGUUGAUGCAUUUGCGAGGAACUGGCUGGUUGCAUUUAUGAUUGGACUGUGAUGGUUUCAAAUACAAAAAAGCGUCAGAGUCCCCGACGUGAUUUAAGACCCCUCGCGAGCAGUUGUAUUGCGUUACUUUCUCAGCAUCGUACUCAUUGCAGCGAUUGGAGCGAGGUGGUGGCUUUGCGCGAGACAAUGGGAACACAACCGAAAGAAAUCGAGAAGGCCUCUGUGCGCGAGUUCACUGCAGUGCUCAGCAAUACUUUCGAAGUGCACGCCGUUUUUGAAAGUGCAAGCGAUUUAUUUAUUCGCCCGGUAACCCGUGCACCGACGGUUGACAACCUGGACGAUGAAUAUUUCAUGUCGGUGCAACUCAAGUCCACCGAGUGCUGGGAUGAUGCUUUUGACCGUCGGCUGCGUUUCAUUUUAAAUAAUGAACAAGAGCGGCUACAUGGAAGCAUCCUGAUCGGAGUCGAUGUAUUGGACACGACAAAACUAUUUAUCGAAGCAGUUCAUAGGGUCAAGGACUACGAGAAGUUCAACAUCAAUUCCGGCAUCGUUUCCAGCGACCAGGCACCGCAAAAGUUGAAGCAGUUGUGGAAGGGGCCCUUCGUUACCCAUCACACGGGCACUAGUGCCAUCCUGUGCGCAUACAGUCAGCAGACACUGAUGGAAAAGUCCGCCCGUGAUUUGUUCCUCGAUGAAAUUCGAGGCUCGAACCUCAUCUAUGCUCCGCCGCCGAAGGAAUUUGGUGUAGCUGAUGGCGUCUUGUAUGAUCGGACGAAUCCCGACCUUCGGCACCUGGUGCAAGAGAAGCUGAUGUACCCGCGGACCGGACGUGGCGAACAGUUGAGCCUCCGCUGCUCGCUGAAGCGGUAUAGUUACGUUGCUACCAUUCGUGACGAUAGUUUUGCCAACCUGAUGCUCGCUGCAUGCGAAAAAGCCAAAUUGCCAAUCUGCAAACACGACAGGUCGGGCGGCAAAACCUAUAAGCACGACGACGCCGAGUUUUUGCUUCUCCACUGCCGCGACAUUCCGAAGCCCAAACAGUGCAAAUCGUUGCACGGAUGCGCCUUGGUGCCGUUUGAAGUUCUGCGGCAGACUGGACACGUGGCAGACGACAAUCAGUAACGACAUGAGAGAAGCAUAUUUGUUUUUGAUGUGAUGCAAUUAGGACAUUACAACUAGCAUCUUCAUGAAGUAAAUUUAUAGAAACGAAAGCGCACACUUUAGGUCCGGAAAAAAAACCCUGGAUCUGUUUCCGAAUGCACCUGGUGUAAAGCGACCACGGUUGAGCGGAACCUUGGAAAAAUACUACAUCAAAGCAGGAACGGAAAUGAACAUUGCCAACGAGAUGCUGAAGCUUCUGAACCAGAACAGCUCGGACUCUCAAGCUUCGUCUUCAUCUUCGACCCAGACAGAACAGUAAAUAGAAGAAAAACAAUAGACGAAGACGACGGACGCAGUUUUUGAAUUGGAACAUCGCUGGGACGCACUCCGCCACAGCCGCAAUGCAGUUUUGUAGUUUUGAUAUAAAGAAGUAAAAAUGUACAAGAGGGGCAUUGUUGUGUUGGGAGUUCCAGUGUUGUGUUUUAAAAUUAUUUUUUUCGCUUCGAAGAACCUCGUGUACAAAAUGUAUCAUCGUAAAACUGCAUUACAAAUAUAGUCCUCAUCUAAUCAGAUAUAAAACAUAUUUUGAAGUAGUGGUCUUUUCUACGUUGUCGUGAUGCAAUGCUGCGGAAGUUAUAUGAAGCGGAAACGAGAGAACAGCUGCCUCCUGGCCUGCAUGCAUUAGCCACAUACUGCACGUACCACACAAGAUACAAAUAUGAUGCAUAACAACAGAGUCAGCUUCUCUCGUUUCCGCUUGAUAUAAUUUCGCAGUAGUAGGUGAAAUUGUUGCUCAGGUAUAUACUCGCUCGCUCUAAAAUAAUUCAAAUGCAACAAGUAAUAAUUUUUGUCUGUGAUACUCUUUCGCGGUGCUGUAAAAGUGCCAAUAAGACAUCACAAAUAGUUUUUGAAUUGCCGUAGCAAGAGUUUUAGCUUGCGGGACUUUCUCAGUCUCGAUGCGAAGAAUACGACUAAGGUUUAUCUUUCUAAAAAUAAAGAAUCCAUCAGCUGUAGCCUUCUAUUUUUUUGAACUUUAAAAUUGAUGUAUGUUAGUUUCACCGUUUCUGCUGUUUCGCAUUACUAGACGAGGCGGCAGAGGAGUUGUUGUUGGUGGUCUGAUUGAGGAGAUUCUGGGGACGCUUAUUACCUUUGCUGUCAGCUGUCGGCUUCUCAUCCUCAUCAGCAUCCAUCAUAUCCUCCUGGAGAAAAAAACCAUCUUCCAACGACUCCCCUUCGUCCAGCAUCAUCAGGCUCUGUGCGUUCACCUGCAGCAUUUCGACCUGUCUUUCUUCUUGUGGUUCAGCUGCUUUCUUCUUGUUCAUGAUGCCAGACUCUUUUGCGAGGUCAAAUACUGCUUCUGGCACUGGGAUCGGACUAUUACGCAGGUGACCGGCCCCCUCGUCCACGCGCAUGAUGUAGAACUCCUCGGGCUCUAAGGAAAACUCGGCGAUUACUGCUGGUAAUAACUCGCGCAGGACAUUGUGCUGGACGGACCCGGUAGCUUUAGUAGAAGGAGCGAAUUUGACAUACUCCGGAACGCGAUCAUUCGCCCACCGGAUUCGCAGACGAUCACUCGCAUCACCCUGGUCCAUCCGGUGACUGGCGAACGUAGCUAAAUCCCUCCAAGGGUCCGUGACGAUGGAGACGACUUUAUGCCGGUACUUUGCCGGCAGCCGCUUCAGCCCCGGCCGCAUGGGACUACUGACGGACUUCGGCACGGGGAUCAGUUCUUGUUUUUUCAAAACCCGUGCGACCUUCUUCUUCGGUUGUGGUUGCAGAAGCCCGGCUCCGGUCAUGGGGGUAUCCUCGUACGACGACGUCACCGAGAUGAUGCAGUCGCAAAACUCCUGGUCCAUUGCGACGUGGCGUAUCAAUAUGAAAAAACGUCAUAUCUGCGUAGCUACUAGCAGUUUGCUUUGCUGUUUCUUGACAGCACGAAAUUUGUCACGCAGAAGCUACAGCCACGAAAUGCAAAACAAAAAACCAAAACGUCCCUAGAGCUGCAGAUAUGAAAACUAGAUUUCCAUACUGGCAAGGAGCACUUCAAACAGCGUGGCUUUGUUUUCGAUGGAGAGCAAGCCGAGGUGCUCGUCUGUAAUCGCUGGAAAAGUGUCUUGGACUUUGGACAGCACAGCAGCCUGCAUUUCGUCCGAAAUCGACGGCAAGAGCUGUGGGAGAUAAUCAAUCGGAUCGGCCCAGCAGUUGGACGGAGUGUGGAUGUAGGUGGGUUCGUUUUUGCUGGUGGAGCGGCGGUUGACGACACCUUCGUAGAGGACCAGCUCGCUGGCUAAAAACCCACACUUCUUGAUUUCGGAAUCGCGGAUCGGCAGCCGGAAAAGUUUCUUUCCACACCGCGACAGCUCGAGUCCCAUCAGCAGUCCUUCCAUCCAGUUGGAGAACCUGUAGUGGGUUGUUUCCUCUUCCUUCUCGCCCCGCUUGUGGCCGAUCACCACGAGAUUCUUCGACUCCUGGAACUUGGCGCCGUAGUUACGAUCUUCACCAAACCUGUAGCUCAUGGUCUUGUGCGCUUUGUACUCCAUCUUCGAGUGGAACUUGUUGCGCAUGAUGACCUCCGCCUCGACACCACGAAGCCCGAGUUUGUUCGGCUGGUACGCGACAAAUUCUUUGUCGGUGCACUUCUCCAACAUCUUCCGCACGACCUUCGGGAAAUUCUUCUCGUUGUUCCAGUUGGUGUGCGCCAUCAGCUUCAUGUCCUUGUAGCAGGCAGAGAUGCUUUCGUGGCGCUUCGUACCGCCAGUACGCUCCAGGCUGUUGUCGUGGAAAAGGCACUGCAAGUCGGCAGCGGUCGGAGGCGGUUUCUUCCGCUUCACCAGAAGCUUCAAAAUCUCCGACACUUCCCGGGGAUUCAGGAUGUACAGUUUGGUGGGUGUGAACACACGCAUCGGGCCGUAUAAGCGGGGCUGUUCGGAAACAUGGCGAUGCUUGUCUACCUGUUUGCUGAUGAGAUUGAUGAUUAUCGGCGCGUUGGCGUUUCGCUUGACGCUGGUUUUGUUCGCGGAAUUGGUUUUCUUGGAUGUAUUCGGUAAUUGACAUGCUCCGGACAACACGAAUACACCACUUCGCCAGCAGCGCCUUCACAUCCGCCUGCGGCAACGCGGAGAUCGCCAUGAUGUUGGUUUUGCCGCUAACGGACAGCUCGUACAGGACGUAUUCUCCCACAUCGUGUGCCUGCUCCGGGGUGACAUUGACGACGUUGUUGGCGUAGGAUUCCCACAGCCCGAAUUGUGGAUCCAUCGUAUGGAAAUGCCACGCGUUUAUCGUGCCCGCAAUGCAGUGCCACGCUGCAGCUUCGUGGUCGGCGGUUUUAUGGUACGCCCUGCAGAAGUCCCCCGUCAAGGCUCUCCACGUCCCGUCCCGGUUUGCAGACCGCUGUUUCUGGAUCUUCGCAGUACUCAACCGCUCUCCCAUCUGCACCUGGGGACUGAUGUACCGCUGGUACGUAGUCAGGAGGGGGGCGGAGUCGACAUUCGGCCGCGACUUACCGUGCUUUUCCAGGUGAAACAGCAGCUGAAAGAAACUGAACAUCCCCUGCGCCACGUCCUGCUGGAUCUUCAACCACUUCCACUCCAGAUCGACCAGAACUCGCAGCAUUUCGGGAUGAUAACCGAGCCACUUCUUCUGCAGUUUUGACCGCUUUUCUGCGAUUUCCACGGACUGCAGCGGCACCUCCUGACUCUCCUCCAAAAUCCGCGUAAUUUCUUCCUUCGUGUAGUCUUGGGCUAUGCCAAUGAAAUGUAACGAAACAGCACUAAUCUGUCAUGCGCAAGAAGCUUAAAUGUAUAUAGCGAGCAAAGCAAAGCAACCACGUGGCCCUCCUAUGUGAUGAUGCUGCUUCGUUACAUUUCAAAUGCAUAUUGCGACCGGUUAUUUUUUGUUUCUGCGCCAUCGCGUGGAGGACAAACAGCAGCUGCCAGUACGAAAUCAUCAUCAUCGACGUCCAGUACCAGUCGCCGAAGAAGCGGUUCUGGGAAGCAUGGAAGAUGUUGAAACCUGAAAUAUUGCAGCUUGUAAUGCGGAAUAGAGAAAAUUGAUGCAUUAUGAGGAGGGGGUCUGAGGGGGGGCCGAGACCCCCCCCCUAAACGGGACCACUUUUUUCAGUAAGCAAAAGCUAGCCUGCAUGGUGUGACGCACUUUGAGGGGGUACCUAGACCCCCCCCCGAAACGGGUACUUUUUACCUAGGAAAACACAAGAAUUUUCCCAAUAGUUGAGCAGUAUUGUUCUACUCAGCAUUACAAACACGUAAUACGCUUCUCCAGAGCCUGCGAAACGCUGACUGCUCCGGCCUCCUUCAGCAGCUGGCUCUUGUACUUCCUUUUGUUCGCGGUGUCCGGAUCAUCCUUGGUUUCCUGUUUCAGCUCCGUCUUCGCGAAGAAGUAAUCAGACUGAUUUUGCCCGCGAUGGCACGGGCCCUGGAUCCAAUCGUCGAAAAGCUCCCUCGGGUCGACCAGCUGCCACACGCAGCCUUUGCAGAUGUUGCUCAGCUGAUGCAACUCGCCCGGACUGAAGACGCCCGGCAAGAACAGCUGCUGGAUUUGCGACCACCUGGCUUCGGGCGAACCCUGGUCGCUUUUAGUGUGGAAUUCCAUCGCGGUCCGGUGGUUUUUCAUGUCGCCCUGGAGCCACGUAGUAUCCAUGUCGGACCAGUCGGCUUCCAUGUCGACAAACCGCUCUAUCACCGCUUGUUCUCCGAACUGGGUCACGAGUAUGAAUGCAAAACACAAUACAGCUGCAGCAAAGUCAUGAUGAGGAGGUAGUUUGGCAUUACAGUUAUGCUUUUUGUCGGAAUAUGAAGACGGUCUUUCCGUAGCUGUAUUGUGUUUUACAUUCACAUAACCCACAUCGUCAUGCACAGGCAGCCGAUGUACUUCGUCUUGGUUCCGACGACGUUUGAUUUCAACUGCGAAAUGCCGCCAACUUGGAAGGCAUUCCCUUGGAGUAUCGUAUCUUGGAAGGGCUCGGUUCCCGGUGGGAGACCUUGCAGCGGAUCACCGGGGUCUACGUCGUCAUAGUAGGUAAACUGAUAGUAUGUUUUAUUUGGUGACUCCAUGAUGCGUAGUCUCAUGCAGUAUAAUGUUCUCCACGAUGCUAUGAUGAUGCAAAAAAAAACACUAGUAGUUCCAUGCAGUAUAACAUUAUCCACGACCUGAAACAGCGUAUAAAUACAUGCGAUCCCCAUGCUCCAUUCUUCCUCAAGGUAGAUCCAUCGCCGAUCAGACAAGCAUGUCCAUCGUACGCGCCGAACCUCAAGUCCCCGUACAAUCCGGCCAAAAGCUCGCAUUCCUUGUCAGCGGUUGCCUGGCAGGCAAAGGCGCGGCUCAUUAUCACCUGCUCCAUAUACUUCCGCAUCGCCGCAGCCUAGAAUGUGAUUGCUUAUCAUGCCGUGGUGGAUAAUCUUCUCCGCGAUGGUAUGAAUAACGUCGAAAUUGCAUAAGGUGGCACCAUGCAGCGGAACAUUAUGCGCGACCUGCUUGUGAUGCAUUAAAUCUACAUCUACUACUCCGUCGUGGAGAACAUUAUCCACGACGGCAUGAUUUGCAAUCAUUUCUACCUGUUCUCUUAGCUUCGACACAUCUGCACCCAUUCUCCCGAGCUGCUCCACUCCUUUCUUGCGGAUUGCUUCGGCCGUCGCGUGCAAGUUGUUUGGAUCCAACGCAAAGAACUCGUCGCGGUAGUUGCAGUUGCCAAACUUGUCCAGGACGCGAAUGUGCCCGCAGAAGAUGCGCCACCACAAGUAGCAGAACACCUGAUAGAAGAAGGUAAAGGAGAUUAUCACAUUUCUCAUCAUGCUGAUGCGCAUUCAUGCAUGCUCUUCGCUCAAAUGAAAACUCAUAUUUCUGUACGAUAUCCCACUGGUCUCCUUCCUUCCUAGGUUUGUAGAUGAUGUUGCAGUGCUUGCUCAACCACUCCGGAACGGUUACAUCCAGCCAGUGGGCGUACGCGGCAGGAGUGGGUGCCAUGGAUUUCAAUUUCCAUCGCGGGUUCCCAUCAAACUCGGAACGGAUGGGAAUGCCCCACCUCGUUUGCCGCGACUUCCGCUCCUUCUUGAAAACGUCCACUGCGACUUCAUCCUCGGAGGACGACGGAUCUUCCUCAUCUUCGCUGGUAUUGAGAUCUUGGACAACAAGCGGUGGUGGUACGUAGCCGGCUUGUGGUCUUCCCAGUGCUGGCGGCAGCUCGAGAGAUCCACUCAGAGCUGGCAUCGCGUUGAAGCCAAUUUCCUGGCCAUUAAAGCGCGGUUUGUUCGCCCGCAUCGGAAGCCCCUGCGGGACAGGAGCCUCCGCCAUCUCGUCCCCAAGUUUCAACAUCUCAUCUCGGUGUAAGCGACUCAGCAGUUCUGUGUUUUCUUUUGAAGAAGACAUCAGCUGUGGGUCCUGGCGGAGUAGCAGUUGUAAAAAGCAGCAUCAACUACUGCUGGACUCGACGAAGCAGUAGCUUCUCUCGGUGGCGAUCUUUUUUCACGAAACCGACGAUCGAUACUCACAACAGCCGACGCUUUAUCCCAUCCAGAACAAACAGAUACCAGCUUGCUCGCAGGCAGCAAUCGUUCACUGUCGACCACGUGUUUUUUUUCAACAUCACAUUCAGAAGCAGAUAAGCACAAUACAUCUUCAGUCCGACGCGAGGCUUGUUCAGAUUGGCCAUCUACAACUGGAGAAAUAGUAGCUCACUCGCCUCACAAUUCGACAUGAUUUUGGCGCAAGCCACCAACGAAACGCAGGGAAUCGCGGCAGCUCACUAACAGGUACGCUCGGUGGUUGUUACAAGUAGUCUCGUGUAUUGUAAUAUACUAUAAUAUAUCUUUAUUUUUCUGUGCAAAUCUGACAAAGAACGCCGGCAGUUCUAUACCAGUAACUACCGACGUUUAAAUAUGGAAUUAUUUUUAAUUCAAUUCAAAUAAAUUUAUAUUUUUUGGUGAAGCUUCAUCAUUAAGUGGCCCACCAUUUCUAGAUGUAAAAUAACACGAAGUAUAAAGGGAAAGAGGUUGCGUGUAAUCACGUAUCGGUCUUUGCGGUGGCGGCAUACAAAACAACCUCACACAAGCAACGCAUACAAAUAGAUACGCGCCUCUGCUUUUCGACACUGCAAAGACGCGUUCCGCGAUGGCACGAGAUCUACAUGUGGUAACUUGGUGGAGCCACUGAAAAUAAACACUUUCUGAAUCACAAACGCGGAGAUAAGCACUCACUUCUUUUUCAUCACAGUCUUCUUGCCGGAGUUGCUCUUCUUCGCCAGCUCCUUCUCCUUCUUGAGCUUGUCAGCGGCUUUUUGCUUUUUCUCUUUCUCCUUGUCAGCGGCUUUCUUGACCUUCUCCGCCGCCUUCGCGGCCUUGGCCAAAUCGUCGUCGAUCUUCUUGUUCUCCUUGGCGAUCGCGGCAGCGGCCUUGCGGUCAGCGGAGGCGACCUCGUUCGCGUUCUGGGUCUCGUCCGAGUCAGAGUUCUUCAUCAGGGUAGACAGCAGGUGGGCGAACUUGUCCUUCGGGGUCAUCCGCGGCGAAGACAGCGGCUUCUGCACCACGUACGAGAGGCGGAUCUUCGGGUCCUGGGGGUCGGCGAAGUCCAAGGUCUUGGGCGCGGGCUUCGGGGACUUCGCCCUGGCCGCCGGGGACUUCUUGGUCUGCUCCGGGAUCUUCGGGGGCGCCAUCUUGGUCACGAAGUCCUUGGUGGAGCAGGCACCGUUGUUGUUCUCAUUCGCCAUGCCCGGGGGGGCGAAAAACAUCUGUGUGUUGUGUGAAAUAAACGUUAGGGUUGGAAUCUAGAAAUAAGUAUUGACAACAAAACCCACCAGCCUACAUCAACAGCGCAUCAUCACUCGUCGCUCUAUCAUUUUGUCCUACGAAUAUCAUGAUCAAGCCAUGAUUAUAACUUACAGAUCCGUUCGGCCCGGGGGUCAUCUGCGUGAGGCCUCCUCCAGCAGCACCAGAACCCGGCAUCCCCUGCAUCCCCGACAUGGGCAUCUGCAUUCCGAACGGGGUCAUGCCGAAGGGGGUCAUUCCGAACGGGCUCAUCAUCGGGGUGCCACCCAUCAUGCCACCACCCAUCAUGCCGCCACCCAUCAUGUUGCCCAUGGCGAAACUGGACGGAGUCUUCGAGCCCUGGUGUUCGGCCAGACCGACGUUCUUGGCGACAUCGGUGGCGAUGCAUUUGGUCGGCUCGGGGCAGUUCUGAGCCAGCACCUGGAACUCCAGCUUGCUCGCGGCCUUGGACAAGUUCUUGCAGGUCUGACGCAGGUUGCGGAACUUGCACGACUUGUCUUUCGCGAUCGGCUGGUUUGUAUUUUGAUUGUGGAAUAAGAUACAUUUGUCAUGCAAUGUGUAUUUGAGUGUUUGUUGUGUAGGUUGGUACUAUAUCACGACAAAAACAAUUGUUGCAUGACGAAAUAGCAUCCACUAUCAAGUCUAUGCAGCCAAGUAGCUAUACCAAUUCCGGCGGGAUCUUCAACUUGACCAACAAGAACACCCACUGGCGGUUGUCGUACACGUACUUGCAGAUCCACAUGACGUUCUUGUGGCACAAGGUGGCGAGCAAGGUCUGGGCCAUCUCGAUGGGGACUUGAUUGCAACCUGUUUCAGUUUUCAAGUUGUGGCUCACAUUGCAUGAGAAAGCAAUACUCAUUCUGUGAUGCCAUGUCGUGCUUUGUUUUUCUUGCGGUUCAAAUACAACAGCGUGCACAUCGCACAAGCCGUGUUCAACAUGGGAAGUAGUGCGUCACAUGAUCGCCUGCAGAUAGAACUCCACUAGUUGUUGAUGCUUUUACAUGAAAACGUCGGAACCGCUAGAAGUCAUGCACACAACACGACAUGGCAUGGCAGUUAAUCUAGAAAAAGCAACACAUUGCUGAAGCAUGGUUUUCAUAAGUAUAAAAAUCUGUGCGCUCAAUCGUGCCGGGAAAGGCCUGCUUCGACAAUUCGUACAUGGGCGUGAAGUUCUCCUCAUCGGCAUCAAGCUCUUCGUCCAACUCGUCGAAAGCCUCGCGGAACAACUUAAUGUCCUGACGAGAGGGCUCUCCCAAUUUAUGACGGACAAAGUCCAUCGCAGACAUCUCCUGUUUCUUCUUCGCCAUCUUGUUGGAUUUGUGGAGCUGAUGCUCGAGGUAAAAAAGCGUUUGUGUUAGACAGAAAUUUUUCCCUACGGUUUUUGAUUGAUUCACAAGUUUACUCGCGUUCAAGACGACAACCAAGAACUCGGAAAUACGAAACCCACAAAUGAUGAAGUAGUGGUGCAGCAACGUGAUAGAAUUGAAAGCGUUCAAGUUAUUGUGAUGAUCCCACUGAUAUCUUUUUCAAUGUACAGAACACACAAGACCUAUCGCACUUGCCGCUUCUCCAACUCACACAUUUUAUACGUUCGCUUUUGUUGUUGUAUUGCUACGCAGAUCUCUUAUUUCGUUUGUGUUUGAAUGACCUUCGAGUACGCACAAAUAUUCCCAUCAAACAAUACAGGUGUUAGGGUUUCAAGCACAGACAUUUCGGCACUGCUGACCUCUCACAACCACCUGCUCCACCACCCGCUCGGACAUCCACAGCUGCUACCGGAUUCGGAGGGUUUAGCGUUAUGACACACAUCCACAAGGGUCGACCCUACUAGCUAAUUAACCGAUCUAGAUAAUGAUUAAACUACAGUAGUACAGUAGCUAUUUUGAGAAGCAGCAUACCAUUUUUGAAAAUAAUUAUGAUUUAAUUUUUGAGCACGUUAUAUAAAGUGAAAGUAAACUACGAAACAAGCACGUACUCAGGCCGAGUUUUCGAUGGGGCUGAGCUUGCCGUACAAUGUUUUUGUUUAGUACCGAUACUACUUUUGUAAUCGCAUGCCUUUAAUAUCUCAAGAGCAGGAGUAGAUCUUCUUAGGAGCCACUGGCCGCAUAUAUUUAUUGAUCGCGUAAUUCUUCGCAGAAUAGAAUUUUGCACGAAGAUUCAAUAUCCAUGGUUUGUAGUUGCGCUUGCCUCCUCCUACUCCAG